GCGUACACCGUAACCGGCAGUCGCUCCCUGAUUCCCAGAAACCCCAUUCGCCCCUUCCUCCGCCCACCACCACCACCAGUCCACCACCACACCACGAAGGCCCUAUGCCCCGAGGCAGCUCGCAGCGGUGCACCGCCUCCGGGCCGCCGGCCUCGAUGGUCUCCGCCUCCGCCUCCGAGGACGAACUCGCCCUCCUCACCGGCCCGCAGCUCGUGAUCCACCUCACCAAGACCCACCGCAGAGCCGACUUCGAUGCGGUUUCGCGCAUCCUCGCCGCGCGGGACCGCGAGAGGGCCACUCUCGAGGCGAAUCUGGCGGCUGCGGAGGCCGAACUCGAGGCAGCGAGGGCGCGCUUGGUGGGGGUCGACGAGGUGCACUCCAACCUAAAGGCCGCGCUCAGGGAGCUCAAAGCACAGGAGGAGAAGAAAAAGGCGCUAGCCGGCGCGUACCACCGGCCGCGGGACGAGACCGACGAGAUGGCGUUCGUGCCCGGUGACGCCGCCCCAGAAGCGGUGCAUCGGGACGAGGGGCGCGUCAAGGAGGCCAAGGAAGGGGAGGGGAACGACGACGACGACAUUAUUGACCUGUGCAGCGACGGGGAGGAAGGGGAUAGGACGGCGGUGGCCGGCGAGAUGGAAAUGGAAGGGGACGAAGAUGGGGAUGACAAAGUGCCGCUGAGCCAGCGCUUCAAGCGACUACGGCGAGCCGAGCCCGGUGAGUUGGAAUCGGGGAAGGGAGAUGGACAGGGGCAAAUCGAUUCUGUCAGUACUCUGGGGAAUGAUCAGCAGAAAUCUUCGUUUGUAAAGAUGGAGGAGCAGAUGACAAGAACCGGGAAGAUGGCCUGUAUGCCCGAGGCUUCAAAGGUGGCAGCUUCCGUGCAGGAGAGUGUAGUUGUGAAAUCAGAAAAGUUUGAUGAUGAGAUGCCCAGGACAGUGCUGCUUCCUUCUCCGGGGCUUCUUAGCAAGAGCCCUCUACAGAAGGGUCCUUCCAAGAGUGACUAUUGUAAAGCCGGAACUGGCGAAAAAGAAGGCUCAUUUGAUGGUGUUCCAGCUACUGGAGUCAGUCAGCUAUUGAAGGGGGAUGCAAAAAUGAACAAGACACCAAUGGUUGAAUCAUCGGACAAAUGUGGCAACAAGGUCAUUGGUGCUGAAAAAUGUUCACCUCUAUUAAGACCGAGUGAGGAACGGAUGAUGUCGAGGGUUGGAGUUCCAUUUGAACCUUGCAAUGGCAACAACAAGUAUGUCCAGGUAAAGAGGGAGGCGGGCUCGUUGCCUUCAACAAUUACCAGUGAGUGGGACUCUGAAGGACAUCUGUGUAGUUCAGUUUGCAAUCAUGUGGAGAUAGCUAUGCAAGCUCUCUGUGCUCUUUAUCGCCAAAGGAAGUUAGCAAUGGGGGAUGCAAGAGAGGAAUCCAGGGCACGUACCUUGGCGGAAUUUCUUUUGGAUGGUGAUCUGCAGGGACCAAUGAGAAGAACUGUUGCGGAACUAGAGAAUCAUGAUGCGACAAAUCCACUUUUUCUUAUCCAAGUAACAAUCAGUUGCUCUGGGCAGUUGUAUGAUAUUUUCAGGAAGAAAGAAGAUCCAUACUUCUGUUGACGACAACGAAGCAGUAAGUACGUGGAUAAGAUGCAGACUCCAUAACUUGUCAUGGAAGAGGGGCAUAUUUUGUUGUGAUGCAGGUGGUACCGAAACCAAACAGUAUGGAUUAGAGUGAUCCUAAUUAGGAGUAGUUCCUCGUUGAACCAUGGUUUGAACCCGUUGAUGAAGAAGCAUCGACAUGGCGGCUCUCAUGUCGAACUUUGUUUUCUGCUAGGAUUUGAAUUGCUGAUGCCGGGGUGCAUCUCUUUUGUACAGUAUGAUGUAGUCAUGUGACUCCCUUGCAGGGGUGUUCUAUGAAUCCUCUGAUCUGCGAAUCAUUACCAUUAUAAGAUGCGUUGAUGUGGACCCUGUGCA
Molecule: messenger RNA, 1952 nt
Organism: Triticum dicoccoides
Lineage: Eukaryota; Viridiplantae; Streptophyta; Magnoliopsida; Poales; Poaceae
Exons: 2
Coding region: 105-1595 (496 amino acids)
Source: RefSeq, a predicted model, not a curated record